UCGGUUCUGGUUCCGUACACGGCAGCAACAUCGUAUACACACAUCGUUUACAUUAGUUUAAUAGUUGUGAGACGUUAUACCACUUUAUUUGUUUGCCAUUGUUUACUAAAUAAUGGCAAAGUCAAACGAUUUAAAAGUAUUUUUGCGGUCAUCUCUUAAUGAGAUUUUUAAAGCCACAGUGAGUGACAUAUUGGAGUCAGUGGAUCAGACGUUGUCUGAGUACGCGUGUAAAAUACAAAGAAUUGAAAUUGAAAAUGAGGAUCUUAGACGAAGACUGCAUGUGCAAGAAAACAAGGAUUCGACAGUGAAUGACCCAGAAAGUAACCAGGAUGUUCAACUUCCUGACACGCCGAGGAAGACCUGUUCCAGCCAUUCAUCGGUUACCCAAACCGAGAAGCCAAUCAAAACCGAGGACAAUGAGAAAAGAAGCUCACGGAGACAGCGGAAAGACAAGAUGCUUCAGAGCAGAGCUUCUGUCUCCACGGAACCAGUAUGUCAGACGGAACCAGAAUGCUCCAAAAACAUUGUACACGCUAAUGUUUCCACCCUAAAGUUAAAAAAUAUAAAAACUGAACCUAAUAUGGAAGAUGACUAUGCCAUAGACCUGUCAAAGCCACAAUCUCCACUCAACCCAGCUUCUAGGCAAAUUAAGACUGAGAGCGCUGAGGUGAACUACAUCAUUCCAGAUGAGUAUGAUGAACAGCUUCAGUCCCCACUGAACACAGACGUGGACUCUAGAGAUAGCGAGGUCAAUGUCACCAUAAUUUCCGAAAGGCACAUGGAAAUGGGAGAUGACGAAGAGAGCCGUUUUGUGGAGUCAGAUGUAACGAUGAGUCACGGUGAUGAUAAUGGAAACGCUGAGCCGGACGAAGAUCCUUUUUUAACAUACUACCCUGACAUGGAUGCUGACCCUACUGGGGUGACAGGGGGGGACAUUUCAGCCACCAUGAAUGCUACAGAGCCUUCCAAAAACACCCAAGGCAUCUACAACUGCACUCAGUGUGAAAAGACCUUCAGUCGAGUGAGCUCCCUAAAUAUCCACCUGAGGACUCACAGUGGUGAGAAGGCCCACUGCUGCAACUACUGUGGCAAGCGCUUUGGCCGGGCGGACCUGCUCAAGUCCCACAAGCGCACUCACACGGGAGAGAGACCGUUCAGCUGCAACCUCUGCGGGAAGAACUAUGGUCACCCAGGCCAGCUCAGGAUACACAAGCGCGUUCAUACAGGGGAGAGACCGUACUGCUGCCCACACUGUGGGAAGCGCUUCAGUGAACACAACCAGCUUAAGGUCCACUUAAGAACGCACACAGGCGAGAGGCCGUACAGUUGCACUGUGUGCACCAAAACCUUCAGCAAUGCCGGGAACCUGAGGAUACACCAGAGGAUCCACACUGGGGAGAAGCCAUACUGUUGUGUGCAGUGCGGCAAGAGGUUUAACGGUAUGGGAGACCUCAAAACCCACUACAGGAUUCACACAGGGGAGAGGCCGUACCACUGUGACCUGUGUGAGAAGACCUUCAGUCAGGCGGGCCACCUCACCAUACACAAGCGGAUGCACACAGGGGAGAAACCAUACACAUGUUCAGAGUGCGAUAAGAAGUUCAGCGUGGCAAGCAGCCUCAAGUUGCACCUAAGAACUCAUACAGGGGAGAAACUCUAUUCCUGCUCUUACUGUGGGAAGAGCUUCAGUAGGUCUGGCCAUCUAAAGAGACACGAGCAAGUCCACACCAAGGAGAAAGUCUAUCCCUGUGACCAGUGUGGAAAGACCUACACUGACCUGUCAUCCCUGAAAAAACACCAGAAGGGUCAUAGAGCUGAGGACCUGAGGACUGAGGAGGAGCAGAGUAGUACCAGUGGAGGAGCUGAAGAGCUGAGGAUUGAGGAGGAGCAGAGUAGUACCAGUGGAGAAGCUGAAGGCUGAGGAGCAGCAUAGUAGUACCAGUGGAUCUGAUGCUCCCCAUAACCUGGAUAUAAAGACGGAGAACUAAGACACUUAUGUUACUGUGUGUUACAUUGCAAUAUACAGCAUAUGAUUAGUUCAUAUUGAUGUAUUACUGCAAUGAUGUAGGUACACUGUAUGCCGAAUUUCAAUGGAACUUACAUUUACAGUACUGUGCAAAAUUCUUGGGCGCCUGAAAGUUGAACUAAGUAAAUGUAUUUGUGUAGUGUUUAUUUGUAAAAAAGAUAAAAAAUGAAUAUAUUAUAUUAAUGUAUUUUUUUUAUUAGAACACUUACUACCCAAAUAAAUGGCCUUAGUUUGACUUCCAGGUGCCUAAGACUUCUGUACACUACUGUAGAUUUAGGAACAUUCAGAGGAACUUAAAUUUAGCGUGAUGAGAAAAUGCUUUUUGUGUAUGUAGCCCAAAAGCUCUUGGCAGUUUUGAAGAACAGUCAUGAUUGUCAUUUGUAUUACAGCCUUUGUAUGUAUAAAGCGGUCGUGUUAUUUCCAAACCUUAUACAUAGCUUUUUAAGGCAUAUUCCCAAGAACAUGUAAAUUAUUUUGGAACAAUGUCAUGCAUUUUUGGUUGUGCAAGCUGUAAAUAAUUGAAUGAACCCAAGUUGUUAUCAAUGGCUAUUACCUAAAGACAAACCAUGGCGUUUCAUCUGUGAGACACGUCUCUCAUUGGUACACUUAAGGGUGUUAGAAACCAUACUUUUAAGACAUGAAUGUUACACAAUAUUGUAUUAUUUUGGCAAGAAUGAUGACAAACUUAUUACGCUAUUUAUUUAAUGUGUAAUAAAUGGGCAAAUGUAUUGUGGCAAUUAUAAACUGCAUCAUUUCUUUUUGAAUCAUUGCUGAUAAUUUAGUGAAAUAUGGGAUACAAUCUGUGCUUUUAGUCAAAAUAAAAAAAACAACACUUGAAUGC
Messenger RNA from Esox lucius (northern pike), 2867 nucleotides. RefSeq names its product zinc finger protein 436. Bases 113 to 1921 code for a protein of 602 amino acids. NCBI's taxonomy places the organism in Eukaryota, Metazoa, Chordata, Actinopteri, Esociformes, Esocidae. The transcript has 2 exons. The record is from RefSeq and is a predicted model, not a curated record.